UGGGAUUGGGCAUGCUGGGGCAGGAGGGGGGAGGUGUGUCAGGUGUGAAAAGCUCUGAAGGUGUUUUCACUAGUCUGUACCUGUGUGUGUGAACAUGGGACUUGGUGAGAGUGAGAGUUUGAUUUUGAGUGUGUGAUUAUGAGCCUUGAGUGUGAGUUUAUGUUGUGUGCGCUUCAGGAGGCGUGUGUGAGGAUAAGUGUGAGCAGGAGUGUGGACUGGGGUUUCAGAAAGGCCGUGUGUGAGUGUGAAAGUCCCAAGCAUGUAUGGACACGUGGGGACACCUGAGCACCCAGGUGAGUGGAGUAUGUGAACACCUGUGUGAGGAUAUCAGCUGCCUUUAGGUCUGUGUACUUCAGUGUGCUCACUUGAAUGGAGAAUACCCAGAUGAGGGGAGAUUACUAAGGUUCCCCCCAACAUCUGGAGAAAAUUGGGAGGUAGCCUGCUCUGGCUGGGGAUUCCAGCUGGGCUUGAUGGUUGCCUGGGUAUUAAGGUUCCCCUGUUCCCCCACCUGGGUAGGAGUAGGGGCUUUCCAAGCCUCCCUAGGUUCCCAAGUGGGAGACCUGCUGUCAGUUACUGGUCUUUGGAGGUUCUGGAGACUCUGUUCCCAUGGCAACAGCUGGGAGGGCCCUCUUCAUGGGCAGCCUUUCCUUGGACUCUGUCCCCUGUUCCACCCCCUUGCAGAGUCUGGAAGCCUGGCCCCAGGCCCAGGGUUGGGCAACCCAUGUGGCAGGGUGUCCCCCCAUCCCCCAUCUUGGUGCCUUCCUGCAAACUGACAGGUCUCUCCCUGCAGGUGACCAGCGCCAUGUCCAGCCAGGUGGUGGGCAUUGAGCCUCUUUACAUCAAAGCAGAGCCAGCCAGCCCCGACAGCCCAAAGGGUUCCUCGGAGACAGAGACUGAGCCUUCUGUGGCACUGGCGCCUGGUCCAGCUCCCACUCGCUGCCACCCAGGCCAUAAGGAGGAGGAGGAUGGGGAAGGGGCUGGGCCUGGCGAGCAGGGUGGUGGGAAGCUGGUGCUCAGCUCCCUGCCCAAACGCCUCUGCCUGGUCUGUGGGGAUGUGGCCUCCGGCUACCACUAUGGUGUGGCAUCCUGUGAGGCCUGCAAAGCCUUCUUCAAGAGGACCAUCCAGGGGAGCAUCGAGUACAGCUGUCCGGCCUCCAACGAGUGUGAGAUCACCAAGCGGAGACGCAAGGCCUGCCAGGCCUGCCGCUUCACCAAGUGCCUGCGGGUGGGCAUGCUCAAGGAGGGGGUGCGCCUGGACCGUGUCCGGGGUGGGCGGCAGAAGUACAAGCGGCGGCCAGAGGUGGACCCGCUGCCCUUCCCAAGCCCCUUCCCUGCUGGCCCCCUGGCAGUAGCUGGAGGCCCCCGGAAGACAGCCCCGGUGAAUGCACUGGUGUCUCACCUGCUAGUGGUUGAACCUGAAAAGCUAUAUGCCAUGCCCGACCCAGCGGGCCCUGAUGGACACCUCCCAGCUGUGGCUACCCUCUGUGACCUCUUUGACCGAGAGAUCGUGGUCACCAUCAGCUGGGCCAAGAGCAUCCCAGGCUUCUCAUCACUGUCGCUGUCUGACCAGAUGUCAGUACUGCAGAGCGUAUGGAUGGAGGUACUGGUGCUGGGUGUGGCCCAGCGUUCACUACCACUGCAGGAUGAGCUGGCUUUUGCUGAGGACCUGGUCCUGGAUGAAGAGGGGGCACGGGCAGCUGGCUUGGGGGAACUGGGGGCUGCCCUGCUGCAACUGGUGCGGCGACUGCAGGCACUACGGCUGGAACGAGAGGAGUACGUCCUGCUGAAGGCCCUGGCCCUUGCCAAUUCGGACUCUGUGCACAUCGAAGAUGCUGAGGCUGUGGAGCAGCUGCGAGAAGCCCUGCAUGAGGCCCUGCUGGAGUAUGAAGCCGGCCGGGCCGGCCCUGGAGGGGGUGCUGAGCGGCGGCGGGCAGGAAGGCUGCUGCUCACACUACCCCUCCUCCGCCAGACAGCGGGCAAAGUGUUGGCCCAUUUCUAUGGGGUGAAGCUGGAGGGCAAGGUGCCCAUGCACAAGCUGUUUUUGGAGAUGCUUGAGGCCAUGAUGGACUGAGGCAGGGGUGGGACUGGUGGGGGUGCUAUAGGACCUGCCAAGCAUGCAGUCAGCCCCAAGGGGGCAGAGCUAGGGUCUGGGCAGUGCCACAGCCUGCUGGCAGGGCCAGGGCAAUGCAAUCAGUUCCUGGGAGCAGGCCCCACGCCCUCCCCUCCUAAGGGGUGUCAGAAGCUGGGAAGGUAUAUGCCCAGGCUCUGGGCACAGUGCUGCCCCUUGCAAGCCAUAAUGUUCCCCCAGAGUGUAGGGGGCC
Messenger RNA from Microcebus murinus (gray mouse lemur), 2321 nucleotides. Lineage: Eukaryota; Metazoa; Chordata; Mammalia; Primates; Cheirogaleidae. The record is from RefSeq and is a predicted model, not a curated record.